AUGAACAAAUUAUUGCGGAUCCGAGCUUCGUUCUCCUACGGCUCCUCGGGGGUUAAAGGUCUCCUCAGCUCGAAAUAUGUCUUCGGCGCGGCGGUCCUCGCCUCUCUGGGCGGCUUCUCUAUGGGCUACGAUAUGGGAGUCAUCUCCAUCAUCAAUGUUAUGGAGCAAUUCCACCACGCCUACCCCUUUGCGGCAUCUGCCUUUGGCAUGGAGUUUAUGACUGUGAUGCUGUUGCUGGGUGCUUUUGUUGGCUGCAUCUUCAUGCCCUAUGUGGUGGACUGGUUCUCGCGCAAGUGGGCACUGAUGGUUGUGGUUGUGAUAUUUAAUAUUAGUGCUAUUCUCCGGACAGCUGCACCAAACUAUGCCACUCUUAUGGCAGGAAGAUGUAUCAGAGGUAUAGGUGUUGGUACGCUUGCCUUGGUGCUUAACCAGUCUUCUGAGCAACCCCUUAUUCUAUCAGGUAUGUUUAACAUUUUGCAGAUGAUCGCUGCCAUAGUGUGCUUCUUGAUCAUUGAUAAAGUUGGGCGUAGACCCCUAGCUAUCUUCGGCGGUUUUGCGUGUGCUGCGGCAUACACUGUCAUUGCGGUCCUCUCCGGGCUGUAUUCAGCAGAUUAG
Messenger RNA from Aspergillus fischeri NRRL 181, 615 nucleotides. RefSeq lists its product as uncharacterized. Gene Ontology annotation, cellular component: membrane. The record is from RefSeq and is a predicted model, not a curated record. Gene Ontology annotation, biological process: carbohydrate transport; transmembrane transport. Gene Ontology annotation, molecular function: carbohydrate:proton symporter activity. The transcript has 2 exons. The coding region runs from base 1 to 615 and encodes 204 amino acids. Lineage: Eukaryota; Fungi; Ascomycota; Eurotiomycetes; Eurotiales; Aspergillaceae.